CUUCUUUGUCUGAGCAAAUAGGAAGUAACCAGGGAUGUGUCAAUGUUAGCUUAACUGGCUUGACGAAAAACUGCUUUUUGUGAGAAAUAUGUGUUACUUUUGUAAUGAAUAAUCUUUCAGACUCUGUAUUUUAUAUUUUCGGGUGGAUUUCGUGUUUGCUUCUUUGUUUUGAAGCACUGUUGCACAAUAUUAUUUGUUGUCGGAGCUUGUAGCACAGAAUGGAAUUAGCCUUUGUGGAGCUAAAUGAGCUAACAGCAGUUAUUUGGUCAAUGUUUCCGAGGUUAAAGCUUUUAAAUGCUCAUGGUUAAGUAGCAUAAGACGAGUCCACACUCCGAGUUUGUGAGACUGUGCGGAGAAGACCACAUCGUCUGCGGACACCACCUGUAAGUCCUAUUCAGCUGAGGACCAACAGUCUGGAGACAGAGUAGAACAUAUGAAGGUUGCAAACGAGGAUUCUGAAAAGGAGAAUCCCAGGGAUGUCUGAGAUGAUGAAGGUUGAAGCAGAUGAGCCUGGAGGGUUCAGCAUGGAUCCCCACAUACCUGCAGCAUCCACAUCGGAACUAGAGGAAAUACAAGACAGCAAAGAUCUCAUCCAACAGAUAUUGGUGAUUAAAGAAGAGGUUCCCCAUGAAUGGAGUUCAAGUUUGGAUUCGGAGACGUCGCACAAACAGGAGGAAUUGGAGGAACUGUGGACCAAACAGGAGGACCAGCAGAUCGUUGUGAAGAUGGAGGAUGAAGAGAAACCUCCGUUUUCAGAGCUUCAACAAAUCAAAACUGAAGACAGCAGAGUGUCAGAAGCUCAAGCCAGCAGUUCAGCUGUAAAGAUUAAAGCAGACCCUGAUGGAGGGAAAUGUGUAGAACCAGAACCAGACAGAAAACCUGAUCCAGUAUGUUCUUCUCAGGAAAGUAAGAUGGCAGUUCACAAAAAAAGUAAAACAUCCAAACCACGUUCCAAACGUACAGCUCAGAUUGAAGUUAACGCGGGAGAGAAGCUGUUUGGUUGCAAUAUUUGUGGCAAAAGACUCAGACAUAAUACUCAUGUUAAAUUACACAUGAUGAUUCACUGUGGAAAGAGAGAGCAUAAAUGUGACAUUUCUACCAAAGCAUCCAAAGAAAAGCGUUCUCCCCAGACGCACAAGAGAGUCCGCACUGGAGACAAAGCAUUUGCGUGUGAGGACUGUGGUAGAAAGUUUCAUGCAAGGAAAUUGUUUCAGCAGCAUCUGAAGGUUCAUUCAGAAGAAAAACCUUUUUCUUGUGAUGUCUGUGGUACAAAAUUUAAAAGAAAGGAAACACUUAAAAACCACACAAGGAUUCACACUGCAGAGAAACCAUUUGUUUGUAGUGUUUGUAGUAAAGGCUUUUCACAACAGAUUCAUCUCAAAAGUCACAUGCGUGUUCACACUGGAGAGAAACCGUUCACCUGCAGCUUUUGCAGUAAAGGAUUUGCAUUACAAGAGAACUUAAAGAGACACAUCCGUGUUCACACGGGAGAGAAAAUGUUUGUUUGUAGUUUUUGUAGUAAAGGAUUUUCACUGCAGCAAAAUUUAAAGAGUCACAUGCAUGUUCACACUGGGGAGAAACCGUUUAUCUGCAGUAUUUGCAGUAAAGGAUUUUAUCAACAUGGAGUGCUGAAGAGACACAUGCGUGUUCACACAGGAGAGAAACCGUUUAUUUGUAGCGUUUGUGGAAAAGGAUUUUCGCUGCAAGAGAAUCUAAAGAGACACAUGCAUGUUCACACUGCAGAGAAGCUAUUCAUUUGUAGUAUUUGUAGCAAAGGAUUUUCACAACAGGAUACUUUAAAGAGGCACAUGUGUGUUCAUACGGGAGAGAGACCGUUUAUUUGCAGUGUUUGCAAUAAAGGGUUUUCGCAACAUCAUCAUCUGAAAAAACACAUGGAUGUUCACACUGCGCCAUUUAGCUGCAGUGAUUGCGGUAAACAUUUUUUGAAGGAAAUCCAGUUGGAGCGACAUGUAAAAGUUCACACAGAGGAGAGGCCCUACGGAUGUGAUGUCUGUAAAAGCAGAUUUAUUCAGAAGUGUCAUCUUGACAACCACAUGAGAGUCCAUUCAGGAGAGAAACCGUUUGUUUGUGAUGUUUGUAGUAAAGCAUUUUCACAACAAGAUCGCCUAAAGAGACACAUGCGUGUUCACACAUGCGAAAAACCGUUUGUUUGUAAUGUCUGCAGUAAAGCAUUUUCACAACAAGGGAAUCUGAAGAGACACAUGGGUGUUCAUGAGGGUUGCACAUAGUGAAGGAAUGUAGAAUCUAGGAGAAAUAUCAAAAUAAAAAAUAUCGGGAGGGCUAAAAUCUCUUAACAUGAUCAAAAAAUAAUAAUGAUUAGAUAAGCCAAGAGCAGAUAAAUGUGGUCUAUUCAGAAUGCCUGCCUUUGUCAUGGAGUGGACAAUAUGGUAUUAAAAUGAAAUCUUGGUAGUUCAAGAAAAGACAUGCUGACAAGCAGACGGCGGACAUAAUGUGGACAUGUACAAGUGGGCCAAUAUCAACAAACAAGCAGCUUCAUGUUAUAAGUCAGUGGUUUUUACUGUCUAUAUAAAAAAAUGCAAUUUAACUAAAGGUGAUGCAUAGGUCUAUGUAUUGUCCUGCUGGUACUGUGGCACUGGCGCAGUUUGCACCAGAUGAACAGCAUACACUAUUAUCAUCUUGGGUGAUUAUUAUUAUUAAAACUGAGUGUCUAUAAGCAUGUAAAUAAACCGGCAGACUUCCUGGCAUUACUCUAUAGUUUUUAUGGUUGUAAAUAGAGACUGAUACAAACAAAUAACUACAUGACUGAAUUGAAUUUUGCUUGUAAUAAACUCAAGAAAAACUUUUAUAUGAAGUGAGCAGAGGAGGGUAGAGAACCCAAAACUUGUACUCAAAUAAGAGGAAGACUAAUUUAUCAAAUUUCUUUUCAAGUAAAAGUAUACAUUCAAGUAUACAUCUGUUAAAGUAAAAGCUGCCCUUACUCCUUUUUCUGUUGGUUAGAGAUCCCCAGGAGAUCAGUGGUAGCAAUGGUGCUGGCAAAAGCAAACUGAUCUUGAUAAAUAACAUUUUUAUAUCAAGUGAAAAUUUAGACCGAUAUUAUACAGCCUUGUGUUGCCCAGAGUCUGCUCCGUAAAAUUUCAAAGUAUACUGGGAACAAACCACUGUAGUGGAAGUAAUAGAUGCAAGUAUAAAGUUGAAAAGUGUGCAAGUGAGUUCUUUUUCUAAAUGUAAAAUGUGAACAGUUGUAAGAAAUUUUUGAUUAGUUCUGGUUGAUGAACAUUCAGAUGUUCAGAUCUACAAAUAUUUAAAAUUCCAUCAUGUCUGGUUAUCGCACCAUCAAAUCAGCCUCUGAUGUUUGAUUUCUGUUCUUCUCUGGUAUGUUUUUAAUCGAGGCCACUAGUUAUUGUGCUGCGGAAAAACCAUUGAAGUGCUAUGAAUUAUGUAUCUCUGUAAAAUAAACUUUCUUCUUUUUGUCUGUUUUUA
Messenger RNA from Poecilia reticulata (guppy), 3462 nucleotides. RefSeq lists its product as uncharacterized. NCBI's taxonomy places the organism in Eukaryota, Metazoa, Chordata, Actinopteri, Cyprinodontiformes, Poeciliidae. The record is from RefSeq and is a predicted model, not a curated record. Gene Ontology annotation, cellular component: nucleus. Gene Ontology annotation, molecular function: DNA-binding transcription factor activity, RNA polymerase II-specific. Gene Ontology annotation, biological process: regulation of transcription by RNA polymerase II.